Messenger RNA from Otolemur garnettii (small-eared galago), 4386 nucleotides. RefSeq names its product SLIT and NTRK like family member 2 (gene SLITRK2). Bases 990 to 3527 code for a protein of 845 amino acids. Gene Ontology annotation, cellular component: membrane; glutamatergic synapse. Lineage: Eukaryota; Metazoa; Chordata; Mammalia; Primates; Galagidae. The transcript is spliced from 5 exons. Gene Ontology annotation, biological process: positive regulation of synapse assembly; regulation of presynapse assembly; axonogenesis. Gene Ontology annotation, molecular function: protein binding. The record is from RefSeq and is a predicted model, not a curated record.
CUCCUUCCUGCCAGAAGCUUUGCCCCUUGGCGAGCCUCUCCAGUGGGGAUCUGCCUGCCCUGGGGGCGCCUCCCGCGCUCCACGCCGUGCCUUCCCUCCCGGACCCCACCAGUGCCGGGCAGUGCGGGCUCCUGUGCCUCCCCAAGUCGCAGAUGCUACGGGCGCCUCCGGGGGAAGAACCGGGCGGCGCGCUCGCUCGGUAAAGACAGGAAGACCCCCAAACUAGUGACAUACCUGGCAAGAGAGCCAGACCAGAAUCCAGUUUGGAGGUGGAGUAGUUCAGAAUCAACUGACGCAGCCCGGAAUUGAGCUUUGCAAAACCACUUGCAGGGAAAGGAAGCGUCCGCCCCACCCUCCCCCACCGCGCGCUCUCAAUCCUCUGCCUGCCCCCUCCCCCGUGACGUCACCCUAGCCCUGUCCCAGGGAGCCUGCAAAGCCUCUCAAAUUCAAACUGCUAGACGCACUGCUGCCGCCGCCACCAGAUUGGAAACGCGCGCCCAGGCUCCGCCGUCUCAGCCGCCAGCCGACCUGGCCGGCCAGUUCCCCGACCUCCCUGCGCAAUCGCACCCUGAAUCCCUGGCGGCACAGCUUUCCUCUGCUCCAAACCUCCUCUUCCUUUCCUGCUGCCUGCUGGAUUUUUUAUUUCUGCGCACCCCCCCAACCGAAUUAAAUCGAGCAACAAAAAGCGGGGCGUCCUCCCUGGAAGCGGCGUCUUCUUUUACCUUGCUCUCCCUCUCUUUCUGAAGAUGCUAAACUCCUGGCGGACUGCAGAGGAGGGGGGUCCCGUCUUCUCCUGAUGUGUGAUUUCUGCUGUGAGCCCAAGACGGGCAAGACACCAGAGAGGUCUCUUCAAGAUACCCCAGGGGAGGAGGAGAUGGGCUGGAUUUAGUAGAACAACUCCUUUACUAAUGACUCCGCGGCUAGCUGCUCCCCGUCGGGAAAUCAGGUUUGCCUGUAGGUACCUGAGCUGACACCGAAGGUGCCUAAAGAUGCUGAGCAGCGUUUGGUUCCUCAGUGUGUUAACCGUGGCCGGGAUCUUACAGACGGAGAGUCGCAAAACUGCCAAAGACAUUUGCAAGAUCCGCUGCCUGUGUGAAGAGAAGGAAAACGUACUGAAUAUUAACUGUGAAAACAAAGGAUUUACAACUGUCAGCCUGCUGCAGCCCCCCCAGUAUCGAAUCUAUCAGCUUUUUCUCAAUGGAAAUCUCUUGACUAGACUGUAUCCAAACGAAUUUGUCAAUUACUCCAACGCUGUGACUCUGCACCUGGGUAACAACGGGCUGCAAGAGAUCCGAACCGGGGCAUUCAGUGGCCUGAAAACUCUCAAGAGACUGCACCUCAACAACAACAAGCUAGAGGUAUUGAGGGAGGACACCUUCCUGGGCCUGGAGAACCUGGAGUACCUCCAGGCUGACUACAAUUACAUCAGUGCCAUUGAGGCAGGGGCAUUCAGCAAACUUAAUAAGCUCAAAGUACUCAUCCUAAAUGACAACCUUCUGCUAUCGCUGCCCAGCAAUGUGUUUCGCUUUGUCUUGCUGACCCACUUAGACCUGAGGGGGAAUAGGCUGAAAGUAAUGCCUUUUGCUGGAGUCCUUGAACAUAUCGGAGGAAUCAUGGAGAUUCAACUGGAGGAAAACCCGUGGAAUUGCACUUGUGACUUACUUCCUCUCAAAGCUUGGCUGGACACCAUAACUGUUUUUGUGGGAGAGAUUGUUUGUGAAACUCCCUUUAGGUUGCAUGGGAAAGAUGUGACUCAACUGACCAGGCAGGACCUCUGUCCCAGAAAAAGUGCCAGUGACUCCAACCAGAGGGGCAGCCAUGCUGACACACAUGUCCAAAGGCUGUCACCUACAAUGAAUCCUGCUCUCAACCCAACAAGGGCUCCAAAAGCCAGCCGGCCUCCCAAAAUGAGAAAUCGUCCAACUCCCCGCGUGACUGUGUCAAAGGACAGACAGAGCUUUGGACCGAUCAUGGUGUACCAGACCAAGUCCCCUGUGCCCCUCACCUGCCCCAGUAGCUGUAUCUGCACCUCUCAGAGCUCAGACAAUGGUCUAAAUGUAAACUGCCAAGAAAGGAAGUUCACUAAUAUCUCUGACCUGCAGCCCAAACCUACCAGUCCAAAGAAACUCUACCUAACAGGGAACUAUCUUCAAACCGUCUAUAAGAAUGACCUUUUAGAAUAUAGUUCUUUGGACUUGUUGCAUUUAGGGAACAACAGGAUUGCAGUCAUCCAGGAAGGUGCCUUCACAAACCUGACCAGUUUACGCAGACUUUAUCUGAAUGGCAAUUACCUUGAAGUGCUGUAUCCUUCUAUGUUCGAUGGACUGCAGAGCUUGCAAUAUCUCUAUUUAGAGUAUAAUGUCAUUAAGGAAAUUAAGCCACUGACCUUUGAUGCUUUGAUUAACCUUCAGCUACUGUUUCUGAAUAACAACCUACUGCGCUCCUUACCUGAUAAUAUAUUUGGGGGCACAGCUCUCACAAGGCUGAAUCUGAGAAACAACCAUUUUUCUCACUUGCCUGUGAAAGGAGUGCUGGAUCAGCUUCCAGCUUUUAUCCAGAUCGAUCUGCAAGAGAACCCAUGGGACUGUACCUGUGACAUCAUGGGGCUAAAGGACUGGACCGAACAUGCCAAUUCCCCUGUCAUCAUCAAUGAAGUGACAUGUGAGUCUCCUGCGAAGCAUGCAGGGGAGAUACUGAAGUUUCUGGGGAGGGAUGCUAUUUGUCCAGACAGUCCAAACUUGUCAGAUGGAUCCAUCUUAUCAAUGAAUCAUAACACAGACACACCUUGGUCACUUAGUGUGUCUCCUAGUUCCUAUCCUGAACUACACACUGAAGUUCCACUUUCUGUCUUAAUUUUGGGAUUGCUUGUUGUUUUCAUUUUAUCUGUCUGUUUUGGGGCCGGUUUAUUCGUCUUUGUCCUGAAACGCCGAAAGGGAGUGCCAAGUGUUCCCAGGAGUGCCAACAACCUGGACGUAAGUUCUUUUCAGUUACAGUAUGGGUCUUAUAACACUGAGACUCAGGAUAAAACAGAUGGCCACGUCUAUAACUAUAUACCCCCACCUGUGGGUCAAAUGUGCCAAAACCCCAUCUACAUGCAGAAGGAAGGAGACCCAGUAGCCUAUUAUCGAAACCUGCAAGAGUUUAGCUACGGUAACCUGGAGGAGAAAAAAGAAGAGCCAGCCACACUUGCUUACACAAUAAGUGCCAAUGAGUUGCUAGAAAAGCAGGCCACACCAAGAGAGCCCGAGCUGCUGUAUCAAAAUAUUGCUGAGAGGGUCAAGGAACUCCCCAGUGCAGGCCUUGUACACUAUAACUUUUGUACCUUACCUAAAAGGCAGUUCGCCCCUUCAUAUGAAUCUCGACGCCAAAACCAAGACAGAAUCAAUAAAACCGUUUUGUAUGGAACUCCCAGGAAAUGCUUUGUGGGGCAGUCAAAACCUGACCACCCUUUACUGCAAGCUAAGCCGCAAUCAGAACCAGACUACCUCGAAGUUCUGGAAAAACAAACUGCAAUCAGUCAGCUGUGAAGGGAAAUCAUUUACGACCCUAUGGAAUCAAAGGAUGCUGCUCCAAACUCCUGGAAGCACUGCAUUUGCUUUUUGUGUUUGUUUGUGUUCUCCCUUUCCCAGCAUUAAUGGGGGACUCUGGAAAUAUUUGGGAGAUGGGGUGAGGCAAUGAUAUUGCUUUUGCAAGUUUUCCUUUAAAUUAUUUCUCUCUUGCUCUCCUCCCCUGUUUUGUUUCCUCUCUUCUUAAGAACCAUCAGUGAACAUGAAUGCUUCUACAGUGCAGUUUUCCUAUAUUUUGUUUGUGGUUUUGUUUCAAAACCAUCUUGUUUUUCCAUUGUGGAAGGAGAAAGAGGAGAUGGUAGUGAAUUAAGACAGACUAGGCAAACUUUUCACAUCAAAAUGGAUAUUUAGGGUAUUUUGUAGAAGAUCUCCAAAGAUCUUUUGGGACUAUAACUUCUUUUGUAAAUAAUGAUAUAUGGUAUUUCCAUACUCAGUUACCAAGUAUAGCCACUGGGCAUCACUUCUUUGUGUUAAAGUGCCUUCGCACUUUAAGUACAUUACUUAAAUGUUGCUUUUAGCUUUGAUAAAUUGAACAUAUUUUAAUGUGUUGUAUUUUUGAAAUUGAAAACACUGUAAAAUAGAUAGAUGUUUCAGCUAUACUGAGUCAACAUACAGUUUGCUUGAAUUAUAGAAACCAGCCUGUCAUAAAAUGAUUCUAGUUCUAGGACUUUGUAGACUUAACUGUAAAAUAUUUCCUUUCCUCUGGGUUUGUUCUAAGUGAUUUUAUUUAAGUAAACUAAGGGGGUUUAACGAGGGACUAGAGGUAAUAAGCCGCCUCAGUUGGGAUUAAUAAUUCAUUAAUAAAAUAUAUUUAACCCAA